Molecule: messenger RNA, 598 nt
Organism: Rubroshorea leprosula
Lineage: Eukaryota; Viridiplantae; Streptophyta; Magnoliopsida; Malvales; Dipterocarpaceae
Source: the annotation of a GenBank genome assembly
CAAACACACCAAAUAAGUAAAGGAGAAUGGAAACUUCCCAGAUUUCAUGCACGUGAAGAUAUGAAGCUACAAGCCCCGCCCCCCAAGCUGGCGAUAGUUCCCCUAGAGAAACUCGGCAAAAACUUGAAAUUUCUUCUUCUUCUCUUGUUAAAUAACAAGCAUAGAACCCAGAAAUCCUUCCCCCAUCUGCAAAAUUCCGGAUCUGCUCUGCUCUGCUACUUCCAGCUGCUGCUCUAUUGUAUGGGGAUCCCGCCAGCCCUUCCCCCAAACUACAGUCCUGUUUUUGCUGUGGAAAUUCUGGUUUCUGAUCAUUCUGUCAGUUUAGCACUGAGAUCGAGUCUUCGGUUUUAUGCGAGUGAGGUAAGUAAAUUAUGGUAAUGCCCUUUGAUUUAAAAGCAUGUUUCAAAUUGUUUUUGAGAUGGUAGCAAGGUUUAAAUUGAUUUUAUUAGCAUCUGAGUGUGAUUAAACUGAAAUGAAAAUUGUAAUGAUUUUUAUGCAAAUCAUUGUUUUUCUGGAAUUGAGCAUGUUUGGAAUGAAAAUGGGAAUUUCAUUGUUUUUUUGGAAUUGAGCAUGAUUGGAAUGAAAAUGAGAAUUUCAU